Diabrotica balteata is the source of this 2031-nucleotide messenger RNA. NCBI's taxonomy places the organism in Eukaryota, Metazoa, Arthropoda, Insecta, Coleoptera, Chrysomelidae. The record is from the annotation of a GenBank genome assembly.
AUGAAGCAAAUAUUAGUCUUGUCUAUAUUGGUUAUCUCCACAUUUGGAGCAAAAUUAAACCAAUAUCUUCCUCCAAGACCUGAAAAUGACAACGCCCAAUACCAACCUCCAGCACUUCCCAAUCAACCCUUCUCCGCCGCAAGUCAAUCCCAACAACAAUUCGCUACUCCAAACUUCCAACAAGCAAGCAGACAAUAUCUGACUCCAAACAAAGGAUCCGACCAACCAGGUCAAGGUUCUAGUCCUUUCGGUCAAGUUGCUGGACGAUUUGGACAACAAUCUAACCAAUUCGGGCUUAGAAAUUCUUUUAGUGCCAAUGGAAAUGGUAACUCUGGCAAACAAUAUGUAGCUCCCAACAAACAAGAUGCUUCCGGACAAAGCUCUAACUCUUUCGGAAACUUCCAACAGCCAAACUCUUUUAAUGGAAACGUAAAUGGAGGUUCUAAUAGACAAUACUUAGCACCCAACAAACAAGAUGCUUCUGGGCAAAGUUCUAACUCUUUCGGAAACUUCCAACAACCAAAUUUUUUUAAUGGAAACGUAAAUGGAGGUCCAAAUAGACAAUACUUAGCACCCAAUAAACAAGACGCUUCUGGACAAAGUUCUAACUUAUUUGGAGAAGUCCAAUCUCGUAACAAUUUUAAUGGUAAUGGACAAAGGCCCAUCUCAAGCUUUGGUUCAAAAUCUAACAAUCAAGCACCAAACGCUGGAAACGAUAACUCCUUUGCACCAUCAUUUAACUCUUUUAACCAAAAAGCAGCACCUAAUGGACAAUUUGGACAGUCAGGUUCAUUUUCAAACGGUUUCAAUCAACAAUCCGGACAAGGACAAUACAACGGUCAAUUUUCUGGUUCUCAAUCCGCCCCAAUUGGUUUAAUCAGAUCUGAAUUCAAUCCUGAUCAAGGAGAUGGACAUUACAGCUAUUCAUACGAAACUGAAAAUGGAAUUUCUGCCCAAGAAGAAGGAUUUGUUCAAAAUGAAGGUAAAUCUGCACAGGGAGGAUUCUCUUAUACAUCUCCAGAAGGUGAACAGAUCUCUCUUGAAUACACUGCUGACGCAAAUGGUUUCGUACCAAAAGGAUCUCAUGUUCCUGAAAUUCCCGAAGCGAUCUUGAAAUCUAUUGAACAGAAUAAAGCUGAAGAAGCUCGUGGAGAAUACAAUGAGGGUUCUUAUAGAGAGGAAUAUAACCAAGAAAGCUCAAAUGGAAACAAUGGAUACCAUGGUAAUUUAAAUAAUAAAUAUCAAGGAAACGUAAAUGGUGGAUAUCAAGGAAACGUAAACGGUGGAUAUCAAGGAAAUGGACCACGUGAACAAUCUCCAUUUGCUUCUCAAGAAAAUAGACAAGUAGCAUCUUUAUCAGGUCCAAAAUCCUUUGGAGCACAAAACAAUGGCUAUCAAUAUUCCGGUCCAUCAAAAUCAAACAACGGUGCUGACCAAGGUACAUUUGCGUCCCAGCAAAGCAAUCAAGUAACACCUUUCGGAGGUCAGCAGGGCUCCAAAUCUUCCUUUGGACAAAAUAGUAACAACGGAUACCAAUAUUCUGCUAAUACCGCUAAAUCAAAUUUUGCAGAUCAGGGUAGUUUUGCUUCUCAACAAAACCAACAAGUAGCACAAUUUAAUAAGCAACAAGGAGUUUUUGGAAAAGCAACUGAACCUAAAACAUCAUUCGGAUCUUCAUCUCAAUUUGGACAGCAAAAUGGAAAUUCUAAAAAUGUUAAUAAACAAAACAAUGGUUAUCAAUAUCCAAUUCCUGAACCAUCUCCUUUUUCUUCCCAACAAAAUAAACAAAUAACUCCUUUUGGAUCCCAAUUUUCUCCAAAAUCUCAGUACGGAGCUCCUGAACAGUCAUCAUCAGCCAGUCAAAACAAUGGACAGUUUAGUUCAUUCCAAGGACCGAAGAGUCAAGUUUCAGGAUUUUCUGGAAACAAUGGAUUCAAUAGUCAGUCAGCAUUCCAAAACAAAGGACAGCAGAGCAGUACAUCUGGACAAUUUGGCACAGUCCAAGAUAGCAAUGGUGGUUACAAAUAUUAA